Penicillium paradoxum is the source of this 390-nucleotide messenger RNA. RefSeq lists its product as uncharacterized. The transcript is spliced from 2 exons. The record is from RefSeq and is a predicted model, not a curated record. Lineage: Eukaryota; Fungi; Ascomycota; Eurotiomycetes; Eurotiales; Aspergillaceae. The coding region runs from base 1 to 390 and encodes 129 amino acids.
AUGGGCCAGAGGCACAAUAGACGUCGCACUCGUCGUUCAACCAACCGCAAUACAAUUCUUCUCGCUCAGCAUCCAGCCUUGCCUCUGGCAUUCCCAGCCAUUCGGACACAGCGCUGUUGUCAGCCUUCAUCUGUCGACAACUCUCCUAUCGCAUGCAUUUCACGUGGAUCUUCGGGAGUCACCCCCGCCCCAUCAUGGCAUUAUGGGUAUAUGGCUUCGCAGACCCGUGAUCGCCCUUUGCGACUGGAAUCGAGCGGGCUGGAGGCAGAGCAGUAUCGAUUGUUCGGCGGAGAGCCGGGCGACGACGUGAGCCUCUGUUAUCGCAUGCUUGAGUAUUUCGGCGGACUCGACUACAUCGACUCUACGAGCGGCCAAGCCCUUGGAGAUUGA